AUCGAUAGUGUUUUGACUCGAUGCCCUCUUCACUUGUUUAUUUCCAUUUCCCUAUUCCGCGACAGUUAAGUGUGAACAGUCAACAGUGAACAGUCUCUCGUCGACCCGUCAGUUACUUCCAGGCAAGAAGAUAGUCGAGUGUCUCUUUUUAAACAGUCGGUCACAUGUGCCAACGUUCAGUUUCUCCAAUCAUCCAGUGAUUCGAGGAAGAAAUAAUGGGAUCUUUAACGUUGGUGAAGCUGCUGCUUUGCCAGUUGGUCGCUUUGUCGGCUGCGAGGCUUUCCGGUCUGUACAUAGACAACGGGAUCGACCAGACUCUGAUCCAGAGGGUGCUGACCCGGCAGGAAAAACGGGAGGUGCAGCAUGAGAUCCUGAACCUGCUGGGACUCCCGGACCGGCCUCGUCCUUCGGGAAACAGGAUCGACCGCGGCUCGGCGUCUAUGUUCCUCUUAGACGUCUACAAGUCUCUACUCGACUCGGCCUCUGAGACGAAGACCAGCGGCAGCCAGUUCAACAUCAGCGACAACGACCUCCAGGCCAUCGACGAAAGCGAUGUCAUCAUGAGCUUCACGAGUAGGCAUCAAGAUUUACCAAAUAUGAGGCAUGAAAAAGGAAAACGGCUCUUAUUUGAUGUGUCUGAAGUCUCGCCAAGCCAGACGAUAAUGGGGGCUGAGCUCAGGCUUUACCAAAGUUCUAAUUACACAAUUAAAAGUGAUAAUCUAUUUACUGUGUCAGUUUACAUGGUUCUCUCGGAAAAAGAAAACAAAAAUUCACUGGAGUUUGUCGAUUCUGUAAAUACGACUUACGACAAUGAAGGUUGGCUUAUAUUCAAUGUGACUGGUGUGUUCACCAACUGGGUAGCCUUCCCAGAUUCAAACAAAGGACUUUAUUUGAGAAUAUACCCACAUGAUUCUCCAGGUAAUAUAAUCCAUGCAGAAAAGCUUGGAAUCACAACUUUACCAGGGAACAAAGACAACAACGAAAUAGACAAACAGCCAUUUAUGGUAGCAUUUCUCCAAGGCGGUACGGAAAGCAAACAGAGAGUCAAGAGGCAAGUGAAAAAUCGAAAAAAGAAGGCAGACCAGUCUGAAAAUCCUUAUAGCCGUAGUCCUCUUUUAGAACCACCUCAUAUAUGGCAGCAUAGUCAGAGGAGCUGUCAAAUUCAGACACUUUACGUCAGCUUUCGUGACCUCGAAUGGCAGGAUUGGAUAAUUGCACCUGAUGGCUAUGGCGCAUUUUAUUGUAGCGGUGAAUGCAAUUUCCCUUUAAACGCCCACAUGAACGCUACAAAUCAUGCUAUCGUUCAGACGCUCGUUCACCUGAUUAACCCGCUCCAAGUUCCAAAGCCAUGCUGCGCUCCGACCAAGUUGACGCCGAUAUCUGUGCUGUACUAUGUCGAUGAUUCAAAUGUGCUGCUUAAAAAAUAUAAAAACAUGGUCGUUAAGAGUUGUGGGUGUCAUUAAACAGUAACUUGCCUUAGUGCCUUGUAUGUUGUGAUAAUCUCAAAAUGAAGACUUACCUAUUUUUUAUUGAGCAUGUACUCUUUUAAAAACAUUUUUUUUAAUAACCUGUGCCAUGCUUUUAUAUUAUGAAAUAUUUGUUUACUGUGAUAGCUUUACAACUAAUUUUAAAUGUUUUACUUAAAUAUUGAGGAAAUCUUUGUAUUAAAUUUGAACAAAA
Cimex lectularius (bed bug) is the source of this 1680-nucleotide messenger RNA. RefSeq names its product protein 60A (gene gbb). Bases 216 to 1463 code for a protein of 415 amino acids. Lineage: Eukaryota; Metazoa; Arthropoda; Insecta; Hemiptera; Cimicidae. Gene Ontology annotation, cellular component: extracellular region. The transcript is spliced from 6 exons. Gene Ontology annotation, biological process: BMP signaling pathway; SMAD protein signal transduction. Gene Ontology annotation, molecular function: growth factor activity; cytokine activity. The record is from RefSeq and is a predicted model, not a curated record.